GAACUUCUACCACUAAACAUUCAUGAAUUUUCACCCUCAAAUGAUCAAGGAUUUCUACCAUCAAAUGUUCAAGAAACUUUGCCGUCAAACAUUAAAGAACUCCAAAUGAUCAAGAAAUUACUUCACCAGAAGUUAUCAUUGAUAUUUCAAAUUUAUCAUUCAAAACUAACGAUCAAGUGA
This is a messenger RNA of Racocetra persica, 180 nucleotides long. The record is from the annotation of a GenBank genome assembly. NCBI's taxonomy places the organism in Eukaryota, Fungi, Glomeromycota, Glomeromycetes, Diversisporales, Gigasporaceae.